This is a messenger RNA of Drosophila sechellia, 457 nucleotides long. It is a transcript of the gene Nplp4, whose product is annotated as Neuropeptide-like precursor 4. The coding region runs from base 96 to 290 and encodes 64 amino acids. The transcript has 2 exons. NCBI's taxonomy places the organism in Eukaryota, Metazoa, Arthropoda, Insecta, Diptera, Drosophilidae. The record is from RefSeq and is a predicted model, not a curated record.
AUAAGAGUGCUGGCAGGUGGGGAACAGCAUCAAAUCACAAACUGCAAUCGCUACACAAGCACCUCAAGUCCUCAAGGAAAAUCAAAGCAAACAACAUGUUCAAGCUGCUGGUUGUCGUUUUCGCUGCCCUCUUCGCCGCUGCUCUGGCUGUGCCCGCUCCAGUUGCCCGUGCCAAUCCCGCUCCAAUCCCGAUUGCCAGCCCCGAGCCCGCCCCCCAGUUCUACUACGGAGCUAGCCCAUACGCCUACUCCGGAGGAUACUACGCUUCGCCCUACUCCUACUACGGCUAAGUGCCGUGAACCAUGCAUUGCAAUGCAAACCGACAAACGACUCGUGAUUAUGCAUCUGAAUACGGAUUACUGAUAUGCGCGUGCUGGCAAAUCAAAUUAGUCAUAAGUGCUUGAAAAAUGCAAAAAAAAAAUACAAAAAUUGAGCAAAUAAAAUGUUGAAGAGCAAA